This is a messenger RNA of Spirodela intermedia, 537 nucleotides long. NCBI's taxonomy places the organism in Eukaryota, Viridiplantae, Streptophyta, Magnoliopsida, Alismatales, Araceae. The record is from the annotation of a GenBank genome assembly.
AUGGCUCCAUCCACCAUUUUCUGGCCAAAAGUCAACGACUAGAUGGUCAAACAUAUCGUUGACAUGGAAUAGAACAAACCCAAAAAGCCUAAAACAUGAUUCCGGAAACAGGUGAAUGACCAUAAGUGGUAUGAUACCUCGAUUGUUGUUGUUGUUGUUGUAACCUCCAUAGCCUCCGCCAUAGCCUCCAUCAUAUCCUUCGUCAUAUCCUUCAUCGUAUCCUUCCCCAUACCCUCCAUCGUAUCCUCCACCAUACCCGCCGCCAUACCCACCCCCACCAUAUCUACCACCAUAUCCUCCGCGGUAUCCACCACCGUAUCCGCCUCUGCCCCAGCCACGCCCUCUUCCUCGGCCGCGAACGUGUCCUUGGCCGUUUGAGUCUGAAGAUCAUAGGGACCUAAUGGUCAGUGUAUAGUUAAACUUUUGGCCGAGAUGAAACUGUCUUGGAGUACAUGGCAGUACCUUCUGGCACAGCAACUUGGGCCUCCUUGCUCUGGGGGCUGCUGCUGCUGCUGCUGCUGCCAUUGCUGCUUCUGA